GCGCAGCGAGGGUACUGUAGUUGGGUGUGUGUGUGUGUCUGUUACUCUCAAUCUCACUUCUCGAAUGUCUGUUCGUCCCAGAAACGCUACCAUCUACCCAACGGGCGACGAAGAAACGAUACCCUCUACCCAACGGGCGACGAAGGUCAGAAAAUAAAGACGGUUUUCUCUGAAAAUGCUCCGUUGCAAAGCUAGAGCACGAAAAAGCCAAUAUGCA
This is a messenger RNA of Geodia barretti, 217 nucleotides long. The record is from the annotation of a GenBank genome assembly. NCBI's taxonomy places the organism in Eukaryota, Metazoa, Porifera, Demospongiae, Tetractinellida, Geodiidae.